This is a messenger RNA of Pyrenophora tritici-repentis Pt-1C-BFP, 3797 nucleotides long. RefSeq names its product Herpes-BLLF1 multi-domain protein. Gene Ontology annotation, cellular component: extracellular region. The record is from RefSeq and is a predicted model, not a curated record. Gene Ontology annotation, molecular function: chitinase activity. Gene Ontology annotation, biological process: carbohydrate metabolic process. Lineage: Eukaryota; Fungi; Ascomycota; Dothideomycetes; Pleosporales; Pleosporaceae.
AAGUCACUCUCUUGAGUUUACACCUAAUUGCAGCAUUUUUGCUUGCGUCCUUUCGUUGAGUCCGCUCAUCACGAUCUUUACUGGCCUCGGCCGUCCUGUCAUUCAAAUCGCGUUACGUUGUUUUCACUGUUAAUAUCAUAAUCAUGUAUCCAUCGACCUUCAAUCGUGUCGCUUUUGCGGCUGGGAUUAUUGCCUCGACGGCUUCCGCUGCUUUCAACAAUGCUGCCAAGACCAAUGUCGCCAUGUACUGGGGACAGGGAAGCAAUCAGAUCUCGCUCGCUGAAGUCUGCGUUGAUCCUAGCAUUGACAUUGUUAACAUCGGGUUUGUGAACCAAUUCCCAUCAAAGCGAGGCGAAUAUCCAGGAACGAAUCACGCCAACGCAUGCGGCGCGCAAUACUACAUCGACCCGACCACGGGAAAGGAAAGUAAGCUUCUUAGUUCAUGCCCUGGUGUCGAUAAAGCUAUUAUGGCUUGCCAGAGACGUGGCAAGAAGGUCAUGCUCUCCCUUGGUGGUGGCUGGCCAACGAACUACACCCUGCCGACUCCAGAUGUUGCAAACUGGUUCGCUGAGUUUCUGCUCGGAGCCUAUGGACCCCUCACACCAGAAUGGAAGGCAGCCAACAAGCCCCGUCCUUUCGGCGAUGCGGUAAUUGAUGGCUUUGACCUCGACCUUGAAGCCGCAGAGUGGGACGUCCCUACCCCCGAUCUUCUGUACAAGAACUACGACGUCUUUGGCAAAUAUGUUAAAGCACAUUCGGGCAUGCUCCUUUCCGGUGCUCCCCAAUGUGUCGUUCCCGAUGCUCGUAUCUUCAUCGCCCUCCAGCAAGUUCCUUUCGACAUGCUCUUCACUCAGUUCUACAACACUGAGAUCUGCUCUGCCGCCAAGGCUGUCAAGGACAUGAAGGCAAACAAACCUAGCACAUUCACAUUCAAGACAUGGAUUAGCUGGUUGAAGGCGAACUCCAAGAACCCAAACAUCAAGCUUUACCUUGGAUUGGCCGCCGGUCCAGAAGGUCUUCCCACACACAAGAACCACUCACUUACUCCCGAGGAGGCGAACUACUUGAUCGAGACUUACAAGGGAGACAGCAUGUUUGGUGGUGUUAUGCUUUGGGAAGCGACAGUGUCCAAAGAAAACCCCACUUAUGGUCAGUCUUAUGGUACAUGGAUGAAGUACGCCGUUGAGGGAACUUUCAGGCAGAUGUACCACCCUGUCGUGUCUUCUAGCACUAUCAAGCCUACGAGCACCGCAGCUUCUACUACCAAGACAUCUUCGAGCACACUCGGCACAUCUACCAAGGUCACGUCCACUACUCCGGCGUCGAGCUCCGUAGCUACGUCCACGAAGAUGUCCUCCAGCACUAUGGCUACUAGCACCAAGGUGUCCUCCUCUGUCUACGCUACUUCAAGUGCAUCUUCUUCUAGCAGCAGUUCCGUCCACGCUUCCUCCAGCUCCGCUGUGGAUGUCUCUUCAUCUGUUGCCUCCAGCUCAGCCUCAGUCCCAAGCAGCAGCUCGGUCUAUGUGCCUGUCCCAACUGAGAUCUCCAGCUCCGUCAACACCGUCAGCAGCACUUUCAUCGAACCCUCUUCAAUCGCCACUAUCUCCGCGUCUGAGACCAUCAUCAGCUCUGUUUACGGCCCUUCCCCGACUGAAAGCUCUGUUGCGACCAUCAGUAGCACCUUCAUUGAGCCCUCGUCAAUUGCUACCAUCUCUGCCUCUGAGACCAUCAUCAGCUCUGUUUACGGCCCUUCCCCGACUGAAAGCUCUGUUGCGACCAUCAGUAGCACCUUCAUUGAGCCCUCGUCAAUUGCUACCAUCUCUGCCUCUGAGACCAUCAUCAGCUCUGUUUACGGCCCUUCCCCGACUGAAAGCUCUGUUGCGACCAUCAGUAGCACCUUCAUUGAGCCCUCGUCAAUUGCUACCAUCUCUGCCUCUGAGACCAUCAUCAGCUCUGUUUACGGCCCUUCCCCGACUGAAAGCUCUGUUGCGACCAUCAGUAGCACCUUCAUUGAGCCCUCGUCAAUUGCUACCAUCUCUGCCUCUGAGACGACUGUCAGCUCCGUUUACGGCCCCUCCCCAACCGAGAGCUCUGUUGCAACCAUUAGCAGCACCUUUAUCGAGCCUUCUUCGAUCGCCACUAUUUCUGCUUCCGUCAGCAGCUCGAUCUACUCGCCGCUCCCGACCGACAUCACAAGCUCCGUAGAGACUGUCAGCAGCACUUUCAUUGAGCCUUCUUCCGUUGCCACGAUCUCCGCGUCCGAGACUGUGAUUAGCUCUGUCUACUCUCCUCUUCCGACUGAGGGUCCCAGCUCUGUUGAGACGAUUAGCAGCACUCUCAUUGAACCAUCUUCGGUUGCUAUGAUCUCUGUAUCCGAGUCUAUUAUUAGCUCAGUUUACUCUCCUAUUCCAACUGAGACGGCCAGCAGUACUUUCAUUGAGCCAUCAUCAGUUCUCACAGUUUCUGCAUCUGAGUCUGCCAGCAAGUCGGUCUACGUUCCCUUUCCUAGUGAGACCCCAGUCUACAGCGGAUCCUACCCUUCGGCCUCGACCUCCAGCGAGAUCCCCUCCAGAUCUUCUCCUGAGGUUGCCUCUUCUACCCCUUGCACCACCUCAAGCGGUCUUUACUCCACUGGUGCUUCCUCUAGCUCUGUUUACGAGGCGUCUAGCACUGGUCUUUACUCUGAGAAGACCCCUGAAGCUACUUUUUCUACACCCUCCACCGAGUCUUCAGUGUCCGCCACUGCAAUUUACUCUACUAGCAAGGGCGCAGGCUACCCAGCUUACCCUGUUGAAACCUCAAAGAGCGACGUCGCCUAUCCUGCUGCCUCCAGCACUGGCUACAGCAGCGCUCCCCCCUCCGUAACCAAGAAGCCUGAGCAUUCCGAGUACCCAAGCGUCCCUACAGGAUCCACCACCACUGUUGUCACUACUACCUAUGUCGAUGUCUGCCCUACCGGUCUUACCACCAUCACAACCACCUACAUCGCAACAGUUUGCACAAAGUGCACUAAGCCCACCCAGUCGACCGAUGUGCCGGAGGGUUGGACUACCAGUGUCUACACCGCCAGUACCGUCACUGUGACGCUCACCAAGCCUAUCGCGACCCCCACCGAUGUUCCUUCAUACCCCUCGUCUGCUCCUUCCAUCGCAUACCCAGCAGACUAUCCUGUUGCGCCAGUGUCAUCUGACAAGCCCGCAUACCCUGUUGUUCUUGCAUCCUUAAAGGCGCCUGAGUACCCUAGUGUUCCUGCGCCCUCUAAGGCUCCCGAAUACCCAGCUGCUCCUGCAUCGUCCAAAGCUCCCGGAUACCCUGUAGCUCCCGAAUCCUCAAAGGCUCCUUCACAACCUGCAGUACCUGCGUCUUCCAAGACACCUGGAUACCCUGCAGUUCCCGAGGCUUCUAAGGAACCUUCAUACCCAGCUUAUCCCGCUGUGCCCGAAGCUUCCAAGGCUGCUUCUUCUUCAAGCUCCCCCGGAUACCCGUCCUACCCCAUUGCUUCCGAGUACCCGAAGAAGCCAGUUGAGCCGGUCGAAGUUACCAGCACUAUUCGCGUCACACUUACCAAGGUCCCAGCCUACACUCCUGCUCCUUACCCAACUGCAGGAGGCGCCUCUUACAGCCCCGUCGCUCCUGCCAAGAACGCUACAAGCGCGUAUGCUCCCAUGCCUACUGGUACUGGCAAGCCUGCCAUGCCUUCUUCGUACGUGCCGUCGGAGUUUGAAGGCGCUGCCAACCGUGCUGGUGUUGGGCUUAUGAUGCUUGUUGGUGUCGUUGGUGCUGUCUUAGUUUUGUAG